This is a messenger RNA of Humulus lupulus (European hop), 1893 nucleotides long. RefSeq names its product phosphatidylinositol/phosphatidylcholine transfer protein SFH11. The coding region runs from base 332 to 1678 and encodes 448 amino acids. The record is from RefSeq and is a predicted model, not a curated record. NCBI's taxonomy places the organism in Eukaryota, Viridiplantae, Streptophyta, Magnoliopsida, Rosales, Cannabaceae. The transcript has 11 exons.
AGAUUCCUUAAAUUUAGACAAUGCAAGCAAAGAAUUGAUUCCAUUACCUUAUUCCCAUUCGACAAUAUCACUUCAUUCUUUCCCAUCUUCAUUAUCAUUCUCAUUCAUCUUUUCCUGUUCUUUUCAUUAUAUUCCCACCCUUUUCACUAUUUGAAUCUCAAACCAUAAAUCAUUUGGAGUUGUUUUGUUUCAUAUUAGGGAAAGACAAAGGUAACACUACAACUAUUAUCUUUACUUAAGGACAAGUAAUCAUAAUAGUUCUCAAACUGUGGAGAAAAGUGAAACUGAAUCUCUAUACCAAACAAAAAAAGUAUACAUUGUCAUUUUCCAUAUGUAUAGCUCAAAGGAUAAUGACAGUAGAAUAGUCAUCACAAGAGGCAGUGACGGUGGUGGCAGCAGUGGCGGUGGCGGUGGAGGAGAAUCCUCAUCGAGCAGUUGGCAGACAUCUCAGCUGAAAACCACAAAGAGGACUAAAACUAUUCAUCCACCUAUUGAAAAUCAUUGGCAGCUGCCUCCUGUAAAGCAAGAGAAAAAAAUUUCUUCUUCUUCUUCUUCUGGAGGCUUCAAAUCCAUGUUGUCAUACCCUCUCAAGCUUGGUGGAACAUUGAAAAAGAUUGGAAGGACUAAGAGCCUGCAACAAGUUCUUGAGGGGAACCAUGAUCCUAAAGAUGAACAGCUUGUUCAAUCUUUUCGAGAAAUGCUUUUUCUUGAGGUUCAGCUUCCACCAAAACACAAUGAUUAUCAUACCCUUUUGAGAUUUCUUCGAAUGAGGGACUUUAAUUUUGCUGAAGCUAAAGAAAUGUUCUUGAACUAUCUUAAAUGGAGAGAAGAGUAUAGAGCUGAUGCUAUUCAAAAGGAGUUCAAAUUUGAGGAGCUUGACAGGGUCAAGAAGUGCUAUCCACAUGGUUUUCAUGGUGUUGAUCGAAAUGGGAGACCAGUAUACAUAGAAAGGAUUGGGAUGAUUGAUCUAAAUGAACUAUUACAAGUAACAACGGUUGAAAGAUUUGUCAGAUACCAUGUGUCAGAACAAGAGAAGACAUUGAAGUUCAGAUACCCUUCAUGUUCUAUUGCAGCAAAAACUCAUGUUGCUUCAACCACAAGUAUUCUAGAUGUGCAAGGAGUGGGAUUGGCUAAUUUCUCAAAGCCUGCAAGAUAUAUCUUCAUGGAAAUUCAGAAGAUUGAUAGUUGUUACUACCCGGAGACUAUGCAUCGUCUGUUUAUUGUGAAUGCUGGUUCUGGGUUUAGAAUGCUGUGGAAAGUAGUCAAGGCUUUUCUAGAUGCACGUACUCUAGCCAAGAUUAAGGUGCUGGGAUACAACUACCUUAAUGAUUUGCUUGAAGUUAUUGACCUGAGUUACUUGCCCACAUUUCUGGGUGGAAACUGCACGUGUUCUGACUACGGUGGCUGCUUGUUAAGUGACAAGGGACCCUGGAAUGAUCCAGACAUUGCAGAAAUUGUUCAGGCAAUUACAACAACAGAUGAGAACAACAAUGGUGAGGAAGAAGAGAUUGGAGCAGCUUCAAAGUCUGCCUUGGCACGCAAUAUGAAAAUCAGGGGUUUGGAAACAGCACUUGCAGAGACCAAAACAAAAAUUGAGGCAUUGGAAGAUCUACUUGAUGAAACCAAGAGAGCCUUGGAAGGGCUGGCUCUGCAUAUUGAAGACCUAAGAGGUUUUUAGGACAAUUUCAACUCAUUACAUCUCAUUAUUCUUGUCUUCUUUUCUCUCUUAUUCUUCCUACAAUCAAACCCAAUAUUUGUAUGUAUUAUAUAACCCACAUUAUCAAAUUAUUAUUGGAGUUCACAUGUGCAACAGUGAGUCAUAAAAGUGUAAAAAAAAUUAAGUGUUGCAUGCAAAGAUUCCUUUUUUGCCUUAUUGGGUAAUAGAAAAGUGCA